Messenger RNA from Lathyrus oleraceus (garden pea), 779 nucleotides. Its product is annotated as sodium/hydrogen exchanger 2. The record is from RefSeq and is a predicted model, not a curated record. The coding region runs from base 94 to 702 and encodes 202 amino acids. NCBI's taxonomy places the organism in Eukaryota, Viridiplantae, Streptophyta, Magnoliopsida, Fabales, Fabaceae. The transcript has 2 exons. Gene Ontology annotation, biological process: regulation of stomatal closure; sodium ion import across plasma membrane; proton transmembrane transport. Gene Ontology annotation, cellular component: plasma membrane. Gene Ontology annotation, molecular function: sodium:proton antiporter activity; potassium:proton antiporter activity.
ACUCUCCUCGGUGUUUUGACAGGUCUACUCAGUGCUUACGUUAUUAAAAAGCUCUACAUUGGCAGGCACUCUACAGAUCGCGAGUUUGCUCUUAUGAUGCUAAUGGCAUACCUCUCCUAUAUGGUGGCUGAGUUAUUCUAUCUGAGUGGCAUUCUCACCGUAUUCUUUUGCGGUAUUGUCAUGUCUCAUUAUACUUGGCAUAAUGUGACUGAGAGCUCAAGAGUCACUACCAAGCAUUCUUUUGCUACCCUGUCGUUUGUUGUUGAGAUCUUCAUCUUCCUUUACGUUGGUAUGGAUGCUUUGGACAUUGAAAAAUGGAAGUUUGUUAGUGAUAGUCCUGGAACAUCUAUAGCAACAAGUUCAGUAUUGUUGGGUUUAGUACUCCUUGGAAGAGCAACGUUUAUUUUCCCGUUAUCCUAUUUAUCCAACUUGACUAAAAAAUCACAGUAUCAGAAGAUCUCCUUCAGACAGCAAGUGAUCAUUUGGUGGGCUGGUCUUAUGAGAGGUGUUGUUUCAAUGGCACUCGCGUACAAUCAGUUCAUGAUGUCGGGGCAUACUCAGCUGCACAGUAAUGCAAUCAUGAUUACCAGCACGAUCACGGUCGUCCUUUUCAGCAUAGUGGUGUUUGGUCUGUUGACGAAGCCACUCAUAAGACUUCUACUACCUCAUUCUAAAGUCACAACCAGCAUGACAACCACAUAAACAUCUACUCCAAAAUCAUUCAUUGUCCCACUUCUAGGAAACUCCCGAGAUUCUGAAGCUGAUCUUGAAGGCCAUGA